AUGCAGGGGUGGCUUCGGCCUUCGGGGGGUUACGUCCCCGCAUACCCGAGUUCUCCAGGCCCAAAGGUUGGCUCCCUAAGGCACUGGGAAGAAGUAGCUCCUAUGACGAGAAGUAAAACUCAACAGGGCGGUGAGGGGCUACGGGCUGGUCCCUCUUGGAGCCGUCCAGAGGCACAGCUCGAUGGGGGAGACUGUGGUGCGAGCGGCGCAGCCCCCCGAGAUGGCACCGCAAGAUCCAGGCUUGAAAUGGAAGGAUUCCUAGACUUGGACGAGAUAGAGUCUCGUCCCGUCCAGGAUCCAAAACGAGACGGAAGAGCGCGAUGGACUGAGGACGAAAAUGUUUUAAUUAUGCGCGCUCAUUUUAUAGCGAAGACCCUAGAGCAGAUGUCAGAAAGAACAUAUAGACAACUUCUGACUGAAACAUGGAAUGAUAUCAAGCCAGGAAAACAGCUUUACACGAAUCUGCUGGCUAAUCGAGUGAGAUACCUGCUUGAAAAUGGAAAGCUUUCAAGUGUCGAACUAGCAGCGAUUGAACAGAACAUAUGGCCACAGACAGCGCCACCAGCAGAAGAGAAAGAACAAGAGCUCAACCAACUGGAAGAACUGCAAGAAGAGCAACAGGAAGAAGACCAGGACGACCCACAAACCAGAAAAAUGAAGCGAAUCUUCGGCCGAAAUACACUACUAUACAGUGGUAUAAAUCCUGAAGCUCGGCUGAAGAUUCCUAGGAUGAAGGGAUCGCGCAUCAUGCUGGAGAAGGUGAGGAUGGUGGAUGCAAUUAUUAAAUCUCACAUCUCAAGCACGACAACAUUGAGAGAUAUAGUGGACCUGGUAUACACGGGAGCGGCCACUGUAUGUGAGGGGAUGGGAAAGUGUCUAACGGAACCACACAGAAAACCAAAGAAAGAGCAGCCCCCAUGGAGAGCCCGCCUGGAAAGAAAAGUAUUAAAGAUUAGGAAAAAUUUCGGAUUACUACAUACUUACCUGAACACCGAGGUCGUAUCCAACAAAGUUCAUAAGGCGGUCCGUAGGAUAGCCUCUGAGGUCCGUAUAAACCUUAAAGCUUCUGACUCCCGGAUGAAGCUUGAAACCCUCAAUGAUCACCUGAAACAAAAAAUAAAAGCUCUAGGUAACCGUAUAAAACGCUACACUGAAAGUAAAAUGAGGUACGAGAAUAAUCAGCUGUACUAUAAAAAUCAAAAGCAAUUCUUUAGAAACCUGGAAAACACUAACAAUAGUGAUCAGGAACCUCCCAAAACAGAGGACAUGUACACCUACUGGCAGGCAAUUUGGGGUAACAACAAGCAACACGACGAUACGGCUCGUUGGAUCAGGGAGUCGGAGGCUGAAAGCUCCAGGUACAACAUGGAAGAGAUUGAGAUCACCAAACUGGAUAUUGAACAGAGAGCACUGACCAACCCAACUGUCAUCCCUGGUUUCUUCACAUUGGGCACCACCAUAAUGUUUCCAAAGGGAAACACAACAUCUGACCCAAAGAAUUUCAGACCAAUAACAUGCCUGCCCACCAUAUAUAAACUACUAACUGGUACCAUCACAAAAUAUAUAUGGAAUCACGUGAAGAAAGAAAACAUCUUGGCACGCGAACAGAAUGGCUGCUGUAGGGACGCAAAAGGAUGCAAGGAGCUUCUUGUAGUCGACCAAAUCAUCACCGGGCAGGCGAAGGGUAAACUUCGUAAUAUCUCUAUAGCCUGGGUCGAUUAUAGGAAAGCGUUUGACUCAGUGCCCCACACCUGGCUGCUGAAAACAAUGAGAUUGUACGGAAUAUCAGAUAAGGUGAUCAAUCUGCUUGAACAUCUCAUGAGCGCCUGGCGUACCACAUUAUUGAUCGAUAAUAGAGGUGAAAGCAGCAUGUCAAAGGAGAUAGCCAUCAAAUGCGGAAUUUUCCAGGGAGAUACUUUGAGCCCGCUCUGGUUUUGCCUGGCUCUGAAUCUCCUAAGUAAACUUCUCAACAAAAGCAAAUACGGAUAUAUCAUCAACAAGACCAGAAACUGCAAAAUAAACCACCAAUUAUACAUGGAUGAUCUCAAACUCUUUGCAGCCAAUAGAGAAGAGAUGAGAAGGUUACUGGAAAUAGUGUCAUCCUUCAGCCAGACGAUCGGCAUGGAGAUGAGACUGGACAAAUGCGCGGUCCUGGAUGUGAAGAGGGGCAGGGUUGCCGAGGGUCCGGAGAUUAAGCUGUGGAACGAGUCGAAAAUAUCAUGUCUAGGGCCUCAAGAAACUUACAAAUAUCUCGGCAUUCAACAAGCCCUUGACAUAAAAACGCCUGAAGUGAAAGAUAAUUUCAAGACUAAAUACUUUGCCAGGCUAAGGAGUCUUCUUAAAGCUAAGCUCAAUUCGAAGGCACUGUUCACAGCUAUUAAUAUAUGGGUCUUACCCUGCAUUACUUACUCAUUUGGAUUAGUACGCUGGACAGCCGCAGAACUGCAAGCAAUAGACAUCCAAACCAGAAAGCUCCUCACUAGGUAUGGAAUACAUCACCCCCAUUCCUCAGUGAAUAGAUUGUACAUCAGCAGACAUGAAGGUGGCAGAGGGCUCCAAAAUAUCCUCAUAACACACAACAAAAUUGUAUCACAGAUGAGAGAUUACUUCAGAUCAAGAAACUUACCGCUUUUUAAGAUCGUGUGCCAAGCAGAUGAGUACUCAGCCUUGCAGCUGGCAAAAUCCUCGGUGAAUCUCAGGGGACAAUCAUUGGAACAGCUUUCGGAGGAGUGGCACAGCAAAGCCCUCCAUGGCAGAUAUCCUGGAAAUUUAAAAUCUGAUAACAUAAUAAAAAAUGAGUCAUUAACUUACCUGAAAGCAGGAUACCUACACCCUGAAACCGAAGGAAGGCUUAUAGCAAUCCAGGACCAGCUGUACUGGGACACUGCCAUGGUCACAGAUAGGUCUAUAGCACACAAUCGCCCUGACAUUGUGUUGUUCAAUAAAACCGAAAAGUCUGUACAGAUAAUAGACGUAUCAGUUCCCGCUGACGACAACAUCACCAAAGCCUAUACGGAGAAGGUCAGUAAGUAUCACGACCUGGCCUUUGAACUGAAGAUCUAUGGCCUCAGAAAGACAUCUAUAGUGCCACUCAUAAUAUCGGUGAACGGCUUGGUGGAGGCCCACAUGCUGGAAAAUACAAAGAGGCUGCAACUUGAUACUUACUUGAUUAGUCAAGCCCAAAAGCAAGUGAUUUUGGGCACUACGCGGAUAGUCAGGAAGUUCUUGACCAUCUCCUGA
Harmonia axyridis is the source of this 3240-nucleotide messenger RNA. RefSeq lists its product as uncharacterized. NCBI's taxonomy places the organism in Eukaryota, Metazoa, Arthropoda, Insecta, Coleoptera, Coccinellidae. The record is from RefSeq and is a predicted model, not a curated record. The coding region runs from base 1 to 3240 and encodes 1079 amino acids. The transcript has 3 exons.